CUGUCACUCCAGAUCUGGCCCCAUAGCUGUGGUAAAUGGUACAUGGUAUAUGGCUGCCUGGGAUCUGACAUUUCUGGGCACUGGCUCAGCCUACCCCUCCCCUCACAGAGGAGCCUCCUGCAUGGUACUUAGACAUGAUCUGGGAUGCUGGGUGUUUGACUGUGGCGAGGGUAGCCAGAUACAGUUGAUGAGGAGCUCCAUCAGACCAGGACGAGUCACGAAGAUCUUUAUCACUCAUCUACACGGAGACCAUGUGUAUGGCCUCCCUGGUCUAUUGUGCACCCUUAGUGCCAGUCUGUCAGAAGACAGUGCUCCACUAGAGGUUUACGGGCCCCUCGGACUGCGGCAGUUUGUGAGAGUGGCUCUGAACCUUGCUCGUUCUCAACUAUGCUAUCCCUAUGUAGUGCAUGAACUAUGUCACAAUGUUAACCCUGCUGACCAUGAUGGCCUGAGUAACUGGAAUCCUGAUCCCAGUGCGACUGGCCAGCCUCAUCCCAAGGAGCUUCCCGGGAGGAACAUUCAGAGAAACCCUGCGGGAUUCUGGGAGAUCUGUCGAGAAGGUCCUUUAUACGUGAGGGCUGCAACACUCAAGCACAGAAUAGCCUCGUUUGGAUAUGUUAUUACGGAAGAUACACUGCCUGGAAAGUUGCAGGUUGACAAGCUUAAAUCCCUGGGCGUGCCUCCUGGUCCACUGUAUGCUAAACUAAAGAGGGGAGAGUCAAUCCAGUUUCCCCAAGGCACUAUGAUCAGUCCAGCCGAAGUGGUUGGUCCUGGUCGACCAGGCAGGAAAGUGGUUUUACUAGGAGAUACAUGUGACAAUGAGGACAUUGCUCCACUGUGUGAAGAAGCUGACGUUAUAGUGCAUGAGGCGACCAAUGAGAAUGCUCACGAGCAGCAGUGUAGGGAGAAUGGACACUCUACUCCAGCCAUGGCUGCCGCAUUCUGUCACCGUAUGAAGGCUUCACAGUUGAUUCUCACUCACUUUAGUCAGCGCUACCGUCGCCCCAAUGAAGAGACAGGACAUAAUGGAGAGGAGGUCACUGUGGACAGGCUAGUACUAGACGCUCAGAACACCCUUAGUAGAUUAGGAGACACUGCAUCAGCAAUUAAUGUCAGUGCUGCUGAUGAUUUCAAGGUCUACCAAAUAUCAGCCAAAAAGUAGUUUUAUUGAGUAUUAACUUUAAAGAUCUGCUUAAUUUGUGUAAUUUGUUCAUUUUUUAAAGCAUCAACUAGGCCC
Molecule: messenger RNA, 1237 nt
Organism: Halichondria panicea
Lineage: Eukaryota; Metazoa; Porifera; Demospongiae; Suberitida; Halichondriidae
Product: zinc phosphodiesterase ELAC protein 1-like
Exons: 8
Coding region: 50-1162 (370 amino acids)
Cellular component (GO): nucleus
Molecular function (GO): 3'-tRNA processing endoribonuclease activity
Source: RefSeq, a predicted model, not a curated record